Diatraea saccharalis (sugarcane borer) is the source of this 1686-nucleotide messenger RNA. Lineage: Eukaryota; Metazoa; Arthropoda; Insecta; Lepidoptera; Crambidae. The record is from the annotation of a GenBank genome assembly.
AUGGCAAUAUCAUCAAGAAGUACAAGAUUAGCAAAUAAAAAAGAAAACCUAGAACUAAUAACCCACCAUUCGCAAAAAUCAGACGAGAAAACAAAAAAUAAAGAAUUGGAAAAGAAAGGCUGGAAAGAAAUGCAUAACAUAGGGACAGAACUAUAUGGUAGCAUAGCAAAAGCCACAACAACAUCUAGCGCUAAAGCACAAAUAACGGAUGACGCACUAAAAAUGAUGAGUAUAAUAUACGAAAUGAGUGGAAGACUUAAAAUGCUAGACGAAGAAGGAAAUAAAACAAAGGAACAAUAUAAACAUUUACUAGGAAGCUCUGAAAAAAUACAAAUAAUGGAUUGCACAAAAAUAGAGGAACUCCUUAAGAAAUGUUUAAAUGAGUCAGUAGAAACAAGUCAAGGAAUUAAAGCCGAAGUACAGGAUAUAUUGUUUGACAUGAUGAAACAAGUGGUAAUUGGAAAAGAGAAAGGGGAGCGAAUAGAGACACAGCAAAUAGAAGCGAAACAACAACUGGAAGAUAUAAAAAUGGAAAUAAAGCAAAUAAAUAGCAAAAAGAAGGAGGAAGAGGAGAAAAAGAAGGAAGAAAAAAUGGAUAAAAUACUGGAAGAGAUGAAAAUAAUGACAAAAAGAAUGACAGAGAUAAAUAAAGAAAGGAAAGGAAUAAAUAAAACAGAAUAUGAAGAGAUAAUAAAUACGUAUAAAGAAAAACAGAAAGCGGAUAUAAAAUUAAAAGAACAAAUGGAUAAAAUUAGAAAAGCAACAGAAGAGAUAAAGGAGGAUAAUAAAAAGGGUAAAGAAAUAAUGGAAGAAAUUAAAAACACGCAAAAAGAGUACAUAAAAACACCACAAGGAAGGGAAACGGAAACAAAAAGGAAAAACUAUACAUACGCGGAAAGAGUAAAGGAAGGAAUAAAGGAACAACCUCGCGCCACUUAUCACUCAAUAAUAGUUAACUCGACAGAUGAAAAUAAGACUGGAGAGGAAGUGUUUAGUGAAAUUAGAAAAACAGCAGAGGGUAAAGAGGAAUGGUGCGAGGUAGUCAAAGUAAAGAAGGCAAAGGAUAGAAAAGUAAUCAUUAGCUGCACAAAAGAGGAAGAAGUAAAGAAACUAAAACAAACAUUAGAAGUAAAUAAUAAAUUACAAAUAGAAAAGGCAAGGAAUAAAAAUCCGCUAAUAAUAGUUAGAAAUGUUAAAGGAGAAAACAAAACAGAGCAAGCAAUAGAGGCAAUAAGAAGAAAAAUAGAAAAGAUAGGAAAAAGGGGGUUGGAACAAAAGGAGGAGAUAGAAAAAGCAUAUGAAAAAAAGACUAAAAAUCCGCACGUAGCCAAUGUGGUUCUCCGAGUGGAUCCACUCACAUGGCAGCAGUUGACAGAGGCGGGGAGUGUACAACUACGAUGGGGUUAUUCCAUCGUGGAGGAUCAGUCCCCGCUUAUCCAAUGCUCCCGCUGUUUGGGCUACGGCCACAGCAAACGGUUUUGCAAGGAGCAGCUGGACAGGUGCUGCCAUUGUGGAGAAGACCACCUAUAUGCUGCGUGCAAAAACAAAGAUAUCCCCCCGAAAUGUCGUAACUGUAUGAAGGACGCAAAUAAUAAAGGAGAACUAAACCAUAAUGCAUUUAGCAACAUCUGCCCCAUAAGAUUAAGAAUGGACAAGUUAGCUAGAACCAAAACUUCAUACUGCUAA